AUGACACUGUGCCAUCACUUUAGCUUCUUCAAUUUCACAGAUUCAUAUCACGCGCUCAAAAGUCGCCAUCUUGAAGGCAGCACCGUCAUCCCCUCCAACAAAAAAACUACAACUCCUGUAUCCCCCUCCCCCUCGCCUGGUCCCGAUGUGCAAGCGAUCUCAGGAGCGAAGGAACUCUUGUUGACCCUCGACUUCUAUCUGUCUAUUUUCCUCUCAAUUCCAAACACCAAAAUGAGUGACGACGCGGAACUGGCUGCCAUUCGCGAAAAGAGGAUGCAGGAGCUCCAAGGAAUGCAAGAUUCUCCAUUUGGACUCAAAGUUCCUGGUAAUGCUCCAGCUAUGCAGGGUCAGCAUCAGAAGCAGGAGGAGAUGAUGCAGCAGCAGCAGCAGGCAAUCAAUGGACUGCUAAACCAGGUGCUUGACCAGCAGGCUAGAGCAAGGCGUAAGUGUAGGCUUGUAUAUUUUUAAUUUAGCUAUUGCAAGUGAUAAAGAUUUAAUUUCAAAGUAUUGAUAUCUGCCUUUAGCAGGUUUCAUGAUUAUAAGUAAAGCAGAAAUAUGUUUUUUGUGUUUCCUUAUGAAUUGUAAAGUUUUUAUUUCUGUUUGUAUCAUUCAGUUCUACAUC
Messenger RNA from Penaeus chinensis, 622 nucleotides. RefSeq lists its product as uncharacterized. Bases 1 to 468 code for a protein of 155 amino acids. Gene Ontology annotation, molecular function: DNA binding. NCBI's taxonomy places the organism in Eukaryota, Metazoa, Arthropoda, Malacostraca, Decapoda, Penaeidae. The record is from RefSeq and is a predicted model, not a curated record. The transcript is spliced from 5 exons.